This is a messenger RNA of Mizuhopecten yessoensis (Yesso scallop), 737 nucleotides long. RefSeq lists its product as uncharacterized. The transcript has 5 exons. Bases 73 to 552 code for a protein of 159 amino acids. NCBI's taxonomy places the organism in Eukaryota, Metazoa, Mollusca, Bivalvia, Pectinida, Pectinidae. The record is from RefSeq and is a predicted model, not a curated record.
GAUGUAUUUGAUUUAACACACGGGUUGUUACAUAAAGCGACAAAAAGACUGAAAGGCAUUGUAUCUCGCAACAUGGAACGAAUCCUGAUUGGUCUUUGUGUCUUCCUAAGUGGGGCAAUAUUUGCUGUCGAAGGCAGCGUGUUUGCAGGCACAGCGUCAAAAAGGUUGUGUAAUAUUGGAAAGCAGAUGAACGGGGUAUGGAUCGGAGUUCUUGACCACAUGGACACACACGACUGGAUCGUUAUUAUGAAAAGUAAUACAAUUCAUGUCAACGUGCGGGAUGCAGAAGCGACAUACGUGUGUAAAGGAGAGAAUCAAUACGGCAGUACUUCCUUGUGGAUGACUGAGAAUGGUAGUAAGUACCUUUGUGUAUACAGAGCUAUCAUGAUGGACUCCGUGGUUCAGUACUCGUUGUCAACAAACACUGGUGAAUUUGCUCCAAAAGAUUUGCCAGGAAGAGGUGGCCACACCAUCGAACACUUAUGUGGUAACGCAAGAAGACGACCUGCAUUGGACAUUAGACGAUCCUAUGAACACCAGUUACAUGCUUAAGCAUGCCUUGGACGAUACAACUGUCACGCAAUAACCAUGUCUGAUGGAGUAUAUCAAAACGAAAUCAACAAAACCGCGUAACGGCUUUAGUGGCAAUGUACUGGUAUUGAUAACAGUAUAUCUCCAGUAAUGUACAAGUACAUUAUACGAUGUCACACUUUCUUCAAUAAAAUACUUAGAACGUC